Molecule: messenger RNA, 916 nt
Organism: Thlaspi arvense
Lineage: Eukaryota; Viridiplantae; Streptophyta; Magnoliopsida; Brassicales; Brassicaceae
Source: the annotation of a GenBank genome assembly
CGACUCUAUAUGCGACUAUGAGGGGGAGGUUUACUAUCAACAACACAUUGAGGAAAGUGCCUCUGAUAUCUCUAUGCCACUCCAACAGCCUCCUGAUGCAGAGCUUCCUCAUCCAGACAUUGGUCCUUCUCAUCCACAUCGCUCUUUAGUUCCGGAUUAUUCAAUGGAAGCCUUUAAUGAUUCUCCCAUCCAUCCGAUUGGUACGAUUGUACCUGAAGGAGCCUCUGAUGCUACCCAGCCUGCCAAUCGUUCCUACCAUCAUGACCAAGGUGCACGAGAUGAUACUAUGGCUGAAACUGUUGAAUCCAACGUUCAUAUUGAAGACACCUGGAGGCCUCACAGUCCAGGAGAAGCUGAUUUUCAGUUUCUAGCACCUCAAGCUCUUGUUGUACCUGGUUCCCCUGUGCAUGAUGAUCAGGAUGCCAUUAGAGGAAUUAAACAGUGGGAAGAACGGUGUCAACAUCUUCCACCAAAUCUUUUUGGUCAAGCUAUAGCUAAUUGCCGUGAUGCUUUGGCCAGAUGGAAAAGGAGCACUAAUCUCAAUUCUCGCAAAAAUAUACAGGAGUUAAAGCAGUCUCUCCAUCGAGCUAAAGGUAUUUCUUUUUCUAUUAUCACUACUCUUUCGCACUUACUUCAGAUACCUAAAGUUGGUGGUUUUGGAAAAUAUUUAGGAGUACCUGGGUCAAUAGGCAGAAGUACAUUGAUUUGGAAUGAGAAAAAGCUUUUCAGUCUGUUUACACCCGCAGAUGUGCAACAUAUACUACAAAUCAGGUCCUCAAUCACCAAAGUAAGAGAUUCAUUCUCUUGGAUCCAUACCAGUCAUGCAUUACAAAUGAACAACCUUCAUCUUCGGUUAAUCACAAUGUUCAUUUGCCUUUGUUUAAAACUCUUUGGCGACUCAAUGUUCCUCCAAAAC